Bombina bombina (fire-bellied toad) is the source of this 1362-nucleotide messenger RNA. Its product is annotated as WW domain-containing oxidoreductase-like. The transcript is spliced from 9 exons. The coding region runs from base 208 to 1362 and encodes 384 amino acids. The record is from RefSeq and is a predicted model, not a curated record. Gene Ontology annotation, molecular function: protein binding. Lineage: Eukaryota; Metazoa; Chordata; Amphibia; Anura; Bombinatoridae.
CCAGGAAGUGAACAGAGGCAGCACAUGAGGAUGCUGCAUUGAAUGCUCUGAUCCUUUUGUUUACCUUCGUUGUGCCGUCCAUCCAUAUAGCAGUAGCACAUGCACAGGGAACCACUUGCCACAGGAGCAUACAAACUAGCCCAGUGACAAUAUAAACACGCUCUCUUGAGGCAGCAUUCACCAGCAUCUAAAGGCAACCGCAGUGCCAUGGCUGCUCUGAAGUACGCAGGACUGGAUGACACGGACAGCGAAGAUGAGCUGCCACCAGGAUGGGAGGAGAGAAGCACAAAGGAUGGAUGGGUGUACUAUGCAAACCACUUAGAUGAAAAAACUCAGUGGGAGCAUCCAAAAACCGGAAAGAGAAGACGAGUAGCAGGAGAUCUACCAUAUGGCUGGGAGCAAGAAACAGAUGAGAACGGGCAAAUCUACUAUGUUGACCACUUGAAUAAAAGAACUACAUACCUUGAUCCAAGACUGGCAUUCACGGUGGAAGAUUACCCUGCAAAGAUAAAUACCAGACAAAAGUAUGAUGGGAAUAGCACAGCUAUGGAAAUAUUACAAGGGUGUGACCUCUCUGGGAAGGUGAUUAUAGUCACGGGUGCCAACACAGGAAUUGGUUUUGAAACAGCAAGAUCACUUGCUCUUCACGGCGCCCUCAUUAUCCUUGCUUGCAGAAAUAUGCAAAAGGCUAACGAAGCCAAGCGUAAGAUUUUGGAAGAAUGGCACAAAGCUAAGGUAGAAGUGAUGAGCUUGGAUCUCGCCUCUCUCCGCAGCGUGCAAACCUUUGCUGAAGGCUUCAAAUCUAGAAACCUACCUCUCCAUGUGCUGAUUUGCAAUGCUGCUUUUCUUGGGGGCCCAUGGGAACUAACAGAAGAUGGAUUGGAGAUGACCUUCCAGGUCAAUCAUAUUGGUCAUUUCUAUCUUGUCUCUCUCUUACAAGAUGUACUUCGCCAGUCUGUCCCUUCAAGAGUUGUCAUAGUAUCCUCAGAGUCACACAGAUUUACAGAAUUUAAAGAUUCAUCUGGGAAACUUGACCUAAACAUGCUUUCCCCACUGAAAAAAGAAUACGGGGCCAUGUUGGCUUACAACCGUUCCAAGCUUUGCAAUAUACUAUUCUCCAAGGAGUUGAACCGCCGCCUCUCUCCCUAUGGGGUGACGUCGCAUGCAGUGCAUCCUGGAAAUAUGAUGUACUCUUCAAUUCAUCGCAACUGGUGGGGGUAUACAUUGCUGUUUGCUUUGGUUCGGCCUUUCACCAAGUCAAUGGUGAGUGAAAUAUUUUACAUGUAUUCUGUUUUUUUGGAGCAAGAUAAAAGUAUAUUAAAAAUCCAGAUGUACAUAUUUGCAUUAACAUAUUGUCUUUGA